Messenger RNA from Erythranthe guttata (spotted monkey flower), 943 nucleotides. The record is from RefSeq and is a predicted model, not a curated record. Lineage: Eukaryota; Viridiplantae; Streptophyta; Magnoliopsida; Lamiales; Phrymaceae.
GGUUAGGAUUUUCAGCAGUGGUAAUCGACCUUUCACAAGAUGUAUGCUGAUCAAGUGGAGUCUCAAGCUAAUAGGUCAGUGAAGGACCGUCUUAAUGGAAAUUCUGCCUCCAAUUCCGGUCGCCGGCGGCCUAUCUCCGGCAAGAGCAGGGCAAUUUUCGUUAUGGAAGAUCAUGGCAAACUUGCCUUUUUUCUUUCAUGGAGAAAACAGAGCACCUUAUUUUAUGUUUGCUUUUUGCUUGUGAUACUAUGCUAUCAUGGCAUUAUAUUAGCGGUCUGUAAAGAUCGCAAGGUUGGUGUAAGAGAUCUGCGUUUCAAGCUCCAACGGAAGAGUAUCGAACAAGCUAAUCCAAGUGCAAGGGAUCUACGUGAGAAGCUCUCUGGUACAUUCUAUUCUCGUCCUAUUGAGUCCAAGCCUAUACCUGUGAGGCCGAAGCCCGCCCUUGAAGUCAGUAAACCUCCUAGAAAGGUUGCUAGCUCCGUAUCGAAGCAAAAGGUUCAGCAGAAGGUUGAGUUGGUGGAUAGUUUCUUGCAGUCCCUAAGUCUCGAGAAAUAUUCAAUUACAUUUCAGGCCGAAGAAGUUGAUAUGGCAGCCCUAGUACAUAUGAAGGAUGAAGAUCUUAAAGUUUUGGGAAUUCCUAUGGGUCCAAGAAAGAAGAUACUUCUGGCACUGGAAUCAAAGUCUCAUGACUAAGUGUAAUAUAAUAGGCAACCAUAUUUUUCUCUCUUGGGUAGUUUUGUCGUAUGAAUUGUUGCACAUAUCUCGUACCAGCAGGUUUAUUUUUUUUUGUGUUGGUCGGUUUCUUAAAUAGAGCUUUUUUGCUGUAGUUUUAAGCUCUCUUGCUGAAAACGGGCUUCAAUUAACCGAUCAUUUUUAAUUUAAAUAUAUGUAACCAUCGAUUUGAGGGACUGGGGGAUUUGAGUUAGUGAUUCUUGCUGCUUUA